CAAUGUCAAUGUGAGGCGUAUAUUUGAAUUCAAUAUCAUUUUUUAACUUUACACCGAGAUCAACUAUUGUUUUCAAAGUUAUUCUAUAUAAGAGAACAAACUGUGCACAGCAUAUGAAUGUUUAAUAAAUACUUAGGUAAAUAUUUGUGAAACAGAAUGGCAGAUCUGUCAAUAUCCCUUUACCAUUAUUUGUGCAAAAACAUAGUCGGAACAGAAAAUCACGUAAAAACAAUUCGAUUAAUGAAUACAGUUUGCGAUCAUUUAUCCAGUGAAGACAACAGAGUGUAUAUUACCAGUGGUAGUUUUGGUGAAGGACUGGAGAUGCGUGGUAGUGAUAUAGAUAUUAUGUUUGUAUUAAAACGUAUCGAAGUCAAUGAAAAAAUAAUAUCUCAUUUUUUCAAUCCUAAAAAAACGUAUUUUUCACUGAAGACAGAAGAUACAAAACCAGGUUUUGCAAUGUUAUGUCUCAUAAGUAGUCCAUCUCACCAAAUGGUAGACAGUUGUGAAACAUACAGAAUGGACAAUUAUUUGUCAAAUGCUUUAUUCAAAAAGCGAUAUUUAAACGAGGCUAGUCCUGUUGAACAUGGACCGUGCGUAUCCGACACCGAUGGUCUUACUGACCUUGCUCAUUGCCUUCAUAGUAAAUUUUGGGUCAAGUCCGCAUCAGGAUGGAUUUCGAGGUCAAAUAAGUUGUGGCCAAAUGAAAGCACAAAGCAGAUAAUAACCAAUUACGGGGUGCUUUUCGUACCAAUUGGUGAUAAAGGGUCACCGCACGAAGAAUUAGAAUGGCGAAUUUCAUUUUCAGUUGGAGAAAAACUUCUUAUUUAUACGUUUAGUCAUACACAGUUACUUUGUUACGCGCUGAUGAAAAUUCUUUUAAAGGAUGUAAUAAAUACUAAUAGUAAAUGUAAAGAUUUAUUGUGUUCUUAUUACCUAAAGACAAUAAUUUUAUGGAUAUCAGAAGAAGUACAACCCUCUGUAUGGACACCUGACAAUUUGAUACCGUGUUUUAUGAGAUGUUUCAGUCGGCUGAUUUAUUGUGUGCAGUAUCAAGUUUGUCCGCAUUAUUUCAUUCCAGAAAACAAUUUGUUUGAGAAUAAGAUUGGCGGACUGGAUAGGGUUAAUUUAAUUGAUACACUUCGUGUGUUAUUUAGGUAUGGAUGGCGAUGUAUUUUAUUCUCUAAACAAAUAUCACAUGUUCCGAUUUUGUCAAACAACGUCCAAAAUGAUCAAAGUUUUUUGUAUUAUGAUGAUCUUAACAAACUGUUAAAGUCAAGUACAUUUGUACGCGUUACGUCUUUGACAGAUAAACACUAUAACUUCAGUAGAGUUGUACAUAAAAUUAUUUCAUGUAACUCUAAGAAAUUAAAAUUCAUUCAUGACUAUUUCAUGUCAAUGGUGUGCAACUUAAAAUGCCAGUCGAUAUAUCUGAGAAGUACAAUCAGAAAUAAGAAUCAAUAUAUACAACACAAAACGUGUCUGAGUUAUCUACUAAUGAGCAUCAACCAUGAUACUGUAUCUGGAUGGUUUAUGCUUGCGUCGUUUUUCUACAAGGAAAAACAAUAUAAAGAAUGUGGCAUACUGAUUUUGUACGCAUUAUCAAAGUGUACACUUGACAAACUAAUCCGUGGAACAGAAUUGUCAAUCACGCAACGUCUUCUUGUCAAGUGGAACUUGAUAUAUAAGCAAGGAGUGGUGCGCUCGUUAAAAUUUGUGCUGUUAGAUAAUGUCAUUUUUGCAACUUCCGCAUUUAUUCCUAUGGAACUGCUAAUAGAAGAAAGUGGUUAUGAAAUACCGCCUGUAGUAUAUGCACAUUUUUUGUCUUUCCUGUGUCAUUACCACAUGAACAAUGUGCGAGCAUAUCGAAAUUCCCUCCGAGAUCUUCAAUUGACAAUAGCCGAAGACUAUUUUAUGGGAAAGGAUAAAUGCCCUAAAGCAUUAUCUUACUACUGUCUUGGCACUGCUUUACAGUUAAUGGGAGAUAAUGUAUCAGCCCAAAUAGCUUUCACUGAAACUGUGAAAUUAUUAUAUCCAUAUCCUUUCUUGAUUAGACCAUUAAAAAGACUUUCUAUUAUUACCUCCUUGUGAACAAAGAUAUCUUAUUCAAUAAAUGUACGCACCUUAUUAUUUUGUAACAGUAAUGGUACUAAUUUAAUUGUUAACUUACUUACUUACAAAUUUAGAAAUUUACAAUCAUAUGGAAUAUUUUGUUCGUAUUGUACAUGUAAACCGACGCUGCAGUUGCUUAUGGUCGGUUACAUAAACUUGUGUUGUGAAUUCGUUGAAAUCGAAUGGAUUGAUAAAAGUUUUCAAAGACUAGUACAUGCUCAUUUCCAGUGAAUACCUGGAAUAAGGAUGAAACAAUCUUUAAAAAUAUAAAAAAAAAGAGUUCACGAGCUUUAUCCACAUGCGGAUAACAAACGUUUAUGCGUUCAGAAAAGGCUGAUAUCGCAAGAAAUUUGAGUUCUUGAAUAAACAGCAUAUGUUCAUAAUGUAUAUUGAGUAAAUAACAAAGACAUUGGAACGUUGCGAAACGGAACGAAGAACAACGAGCAUAAGAACAUCGUAAAGAAUUUGAACCAAAAUUUGUAUUUGUUUUCAAAUUAAAAGUCCUUUUACUUGAAUUGCACUACCUUCAUGAUUUUUAUAUACAUGUACCAUGAUUCCCUAUGUUUUAAGUCUAACAUUGUAUCUUUAAAAAAAUGUAACCCUUCUUUGAAUACUGUUGCAUUGAUAGUCGU
Messenger RNA from Mytilus californianus (California mussel), 2741 nucleotides. RefSeq lists its product as uncharacterized. Bases 157 to 2088 code for a protein of 643 amino acids. The record is from RefSeq and is a predicted model, not a curated record. NCBI's taxonomy places the organism in Eukaryota, Metazoa, Mollusca, Bivalvia, Mytilida, Mytilidae. The transcript has 2 exons.